This is a messenger RNA of Planococcus citri (citrus mealybug), 3092 nucleotides long. RefSeq lists its product as uncharacterized. The record is from RefSeq and is a predicted model, not a curated record. The transcript is spliced from 3 exons. Gene Ontology annotation, molecular function: protein binding. Lineage: Eukaryota; Metazoa; Arthropoda; Insecta; Hemiptera; Pseudococcidae. Bases 806 to 3076 code for a protein of 756 amino acids.
AACUUGGAUGAAUCGAACUGGGAAAAGGAUUACUCAAAUAAAACCAUAUCAACUCAGAGGGUGUCUGCUUCUCUAGACCUCAAAUUUCAUAAUGUUUCAUUUGUGUUGCUCGAAAACUGAGGUACCUCGAAGUAAAAAAGCUGUUUUUCCUUCAGCAUCGAGUUUCACAUCAAGUUUGAGAAAGUAAAUUAUUAAAGAAGGACAAAGUUUUCCCGCUUGUAAUCUUAAUACCAUCUGACCACUAACGAUAAGUACGUAAGUACACAGAUAGGCGCCUAGUUAGGUAUCAAUAUUUGGAAGUUCAGUCGCUAAAUGAUACGAAAGUAAUCAAGAAAUUCAUAAAUUUUGUGGUAAAUCGAUCUGCCUCGAUAUUGAUUGACUUCCUCAUUUGAUACUCUUCUUUCGUAACUUUUAUCAAUUCAUCAUACACGUCAUAAAAACACAUCAAGAGAAAACAAAGUAGCAAUACUCAGUUACAACUCCCCAAUUCAAUAUAGACAAAAAAUGAAAUCUUGUGCUGUGAAUAAAUUUUUGUUCAUAUUGUUAGCAUUUAAUAGAAAACUCAAUCCUAUUAUUCUUGCUACUGCAGCACAAAAUCAUGACACGUUUUCAUCUCUGUGUCAAGAUCAAAUGGUGAAACUCGGAUCAAACAUUUAUCAUUUGGAUCGAUUGACAGCAUCGUUAAACUCGAAUUAUUUCGAGAAAUUAUUCACUUCCGACGAUUUUAAGCAGAAAAAUGAUUCGAUUUUAGAAAUGGAAUCGAUAGAAAAUGACGAAGUGUUUCCUAUUAUACUUGAUUUAAUUCAUGAAAAAAAAAUACCAAUACCAGGUCCUGAAUGAGGACAACUAUUUUUCACUAUUGAAGGCGAUGAACUAUUUUGGGAUGGAAAUAGAUUUGGAAGGUUUUGAUAAAAUCAUAGAAGGUGAUUCGAAAUUAUGUUUGCCCCAGGAUGCAAAAAUAUUCGAAUUAUACGAUUUCAUCAAGCAGAAUAGAGGAUUUGAUUAUUUAUUGAAUGGUCUUUUUAAACAAUUGUCAAAACGAUUGGAUGUAUUACAAAAUAUAAGUGAGAAAACGUCUUCGUCUGACAAACCACUGGACCACCUUGUUCAUCUGAUUAGGGAACUUGAGUGCCUGAAUGAAAAGACAAGAUGCCAUGUCGUUUCAUUGUGCGCUAAAUUGCUAAAGCUCACUCCUAAAGUCUUCGAAAAUUCAAACUUCGACAGCUAUUGUGAAUGUGAUUCAGAUAACUGGAACGACGAAGAAAGGGAAAGAUAUACAACUGUAAACAGCCGUGACAUUCGUCUGAAGUCGGAUAAGUAUCGAGAAAAUGGUGAUUUAUGCGACUUCACGGUACGCAUUAAGAAUACUACAUUUAAACUUCAUAGGCGUAUUUUAGAAUCCGUUUCCGAAUACUUUAAAGACAUUUUCCGAGCCGAAUACUCUGAAGCAAUCGCAAAGCAUAAUGGAGCCUUGAAGUGUCCAAGAAAAGAUAAGGAGUAUAUACUAAGCAAUGAAAUCAAUCCAUCAGUGUUUGAAGAUAUGCUUCGUUAUCUCUAUCAGCGUUACUGCCAUUAUUCGGCACUAAAUGAGAAAUGUUUAUUUUAUGAAACUGCGCAAGCUUUCAUAAUUUCCCAUAUUUUAAGAAUUGAUUCGAUAUCAAAAGCUUGUGAAACUCAUUUGAAGAAAUAUCUUCAAUACAAAAAAUCCGAAGAUGUGGGGCAAAUAUUGGAUUUUACUCAUGGAAGACCCGAGUGUGAAGAUUUAUAUGUAAUGUAUGUGGUCAAAAAUUUGAAUGAAAGUUGGCCUAAAAUCAACAACAUGUCACAAUUUUGUUCAGUUAAUUGGACUUUACUAGAAAAAAUAUUGAACGCGCCGCAUUUCCUUGAAGAUGACCCAAAUAAAAUCGUUGAAAUAUGUUCAAAAUGGGCAAGUUACGAUGCUCGCAAUCGAUACCAAUUUUUACCAAGAAUCGCCCGAAUUAUAAAUCCCUCCUGCGUGGUAAACAAUGAAGAAUAUACCACAGAUGUUGCAGAAGGUUUGAACAAUCAGUCGCAACAGUUUGUUCAAACUGAAUUAUGGAAAAUUCUGUCGUCGCUUCCUUAUACCAUUUGUUCAGAAAAAGUAGUGAAAAAUACGUCCAUAAAAUUAGAAGAAAUACCCGUGUUUAUCGCUACGGAAACUGAACAAUCUGCUGCCGUACUGAAUUAUGAGUUGGAUGUGAUUACAUCGAUGAAUAAUUCUGACUCUACAUGCUCUUUUGAGUACCGAGAUAGAUCACAUUUAACGAAAAAGCAUACAAUUUCCGCCACUCUGAUUGGUGAUAAUUUAUUCAUGAUUUAUAACAUUUUCGAUCCUAGAUUUCAAGUUUACAAUUUUUUAUUGAAAAAAUGCUUCAGAUUACAUUUGAAUCUCCCCGGUCUAAAAAACUUCUUCCUUAUCAAUCCUGAUUAUUAUGUCUUGUUGAAUUGUAAUGACGAAAUUUAUGCUUUCUCAGAAUUUGGCCGAGUAGGGAAGUAUUCGAUGCAAUUUAAUCGCUGGACAAUACUUUCGAAACAAGAGUCAUACUUGUACUACGAAGAAGACCUCCACUACACAAGUGACGGGAAAAUGCUUUACAAAACGUAUAAAGUAUCAGAAAAAGGCCAAUCUUCGAGUUAUAUUGUGGAGACAUUCGAUUUUGAGAAAAAUUUAUGGAGUCCAUUGUCUGGGUUACCUUUGAUAGAAACGAGUUCUCCAAACAUAUUUCAGCUAAGUAUGGUCAGCGAUCAUAAUUUCAUUGUAUCAUCACCGUCAAAUAUUAUCAUAUCUGACCGCAAUUCUACGAGUAAAGAGUGGCACUGGAAACUUUACGAGAUACCUCUGAGAGUGCGGAGGUAUCAACUUAAACCACACAUCGUCGCCCAAUGUGAAGACAGACUGUUGCUACUGAUGGCUGAUGCAUUGUACCGUUAUUAUCCUUCAAAUGGAAGUUUCGAAUUGAAGAAAAAAUUCCCGGGACUGCCAUACUAUGAUAUUAGGGCUAUUGAUAGACAUCUCGAUGUUGGCUCAAAGAAGAGUGACGAUUUUUUGUCCUAAAAAAAGCAAUAAAUGA